Messenger RNA from Achroia grisella, 1689 nucleotides. RefSeq lists its product as uncharacterized. The record is from RefSeq and is a predicted model, not a curated record. The transcript is spliced from 3 exons. Lineage: Eukaryota; Metazoa; Arthropoda; Insecta; Lepidoptera; Pyralidae. The coding region runs from base 1 to 1158 and encodes 385 amino acids.
AUGGGAAACAAGAGAAAACGAGAAAAAGAAGAGGCAAGAAUUAUGAAAAAGAUGAGGAAAUUGGAACAGAAAUUACAUCGACGAAGACGUAUACUUUCAUCAGAUGAUAAUGAUUCUGACAACGCCGACGAUACAGUGAAUACUGAUAUAAGACGAGUUUCGUCAGAACAAUUAACUACAGUUCCAAGUAUACCGAAUUCAAUCGGAAUGUCGCCAUCUCAACAAGAGAUAGCAUUAGACAUGCCCGAUCUGAUGUCUCCUUUACCACAGUCGCCAAAUGUGGACCCAGUUGUCACUGGUUUAAAUCCUUCGCCUGUCCCAGACAAAGAAGAAAUAAAUGUUUACGUAAAUACACCAGAAGAGAUGCAACUAGAAGAUGAUAUUUUGCAAAUAUUAGGUGAGGCACCUCAGCCAGACAUAAAGUUUGGUAAAAAUAUUCACUCAAAUAUCGCUUCCCGUUGGGAAGAUAUAUUAAUAAAGGGUUUACCAAAAGAAGCUAAAGAUAUUAUUCUUAAAAGAUACUUUAUUCCAGCUAACUGUAGUAAUUUAAUGGCUCCAAUAUUAAAUCCAGAAGCUAAGGUUGCAAUGCCGGAUAUAUUAGUCAAGAGAGAUGCUACGCUAUUACAAAAACAAAGUCAGAUUGGGAUUGUAUUGUCUGCAUUGGCUGAGCUCACCGAGAUGAUUCUGCAGAAUGAAAACUCCAAGCAAAAAUUGCUACAACCUCUUAGUGAUGCGUGUCGUUUAUUGUGCGAUAGUCAUAACGUGGAAACAAAAACUAGACGAAACAUUAUUAUGAGUUCUAUUAAUUGUAGUCUACGCGAUACGUUCGAUACUACUAAACGAGAUAAAUUCUUGUUUGGUGAAGAUUUAGCAGAGAAGCUCAAAGCAGCAAAAUCUGUACAGAAAACAGGAGAAUCAUUAUCCCAAAUUAAUCCUGUAGCAUCAACUAGCAGGGUGUCAAUUUACAAAAAUAUGUCAAAAACCCGGAAUUUAAACUACAGGGGCCAAAUACAAAGGAAACCACCAUUCAGAAACAACGAAACAUCAAGAGGUCGUGCCUCGACACGUCAGCCUCGCAGCAAUGUAUCGUUACGCCCGCCAGCACCACCGCCGCCGCGACGAGCAUUCUCACCGACCAGGAAGAAUCAUCGGAGAUAGAUUCACAGAUCCGUGCACAGCUUACACCGCUCUCUAACGUUGGUUGCCGCGAAAUUAUCCGGCAGACUCUAUUAAAGAAGUCACUAACACCGAGAUCAGUAGAUAUAAUGCUUGCAUCAUUAUCAAAUAAUACAUAUAGGCAAUAUGACGGCGGUAUAAGAGCUUGGCUCAAUUAUUGCAGUUGUCAUAAUUAUGAUUAUACUUCUAUAUCUAUACCUCCAAUAAUAGAGUUUUUAACGGAUGCAUUCGAUAAAGGUGCCAAAUAUGGAACGAUUAAUACAUACAAAUCCGCCUUGUCUCUGUUAUUAAGCAAUAAUCUGGAUGAUGAUAGACUUAAGCGCUUCAUGAAGGGAGUUUUUAAACUAAGGCCAUCGAACCCAAAAUAUAACAUAACUUGGGACCCUGGAAUUGUCUUACAAUUUCUAGCACAGAAAUGGCCUAACGAUGACCUUGAUUUGAAAACUCUUUCCAAGAAGACAGUAACGUUACUCGCCCUUGUGACUGCACAUCGUGUACAAACUCUGUCAUUAA